CCCGAAAGUUCCAAUAAGCACACUAUUCCAAAAUGAUCGAACCGGAAUUGUGGGGCCAAAACAACGACUUGACGACGUUCGUCAACGUCGACUACAUGCGGAAAUAUAAAGAUUGGUUCGAUUGGAAGGAGGGCUCGUCGAUCUUCGAAUUCGGGAUGGGCGAUGGGAGGAACGUGAGGGAGGCUCUCUUCCCGUUCAUGCCGGAAAACAUCAAGGAAUACGUGGGAAGCGACGUUUCGCCCGAAAUGGUGGAUCACGCUAAGAAGACUUUAUCCUCGCCCAAAGCCAGUUUCAUCGUGCUGGACAUUUGCUCCGAAGCUAUACCCGAGGACUUGGUGAACCGCUUCGAUGUUGUGUUCGGGUUUUUCGUGAUGCACUGGGUCCAAAACACCAGGCAAGCGCUGCAAAAUAUGUAUAAAAUGUUGAAACCGAAGGGCCAGCUGUUUUUGACAUACGUCGACUAUGUUUCCACCGAUGAAUUUUACUGUAGUUCUUCGAAGCAUCCGAAAUGGCGUGUUUACAAUCACGAAAGGAUAAUAUCGCCGUAUUUUAAUCACCCUUGUGCACAGGAUGUGUAUAAAAAAGAGCUCUCCUUGGCCGGAUUUCAAAUAGUCACCUACGAAAGAACCAAGAAGGUGUACGAAUUUCCCAAUAAAGAAUCUUUUAUUGGUUUCUGCUUGAGCGUCAAUCCUAUUUUAAGAGAAGUUUCUACAGAAGAUUUUGAAGAGUACAAGCAAUAUUAUUUGAAGAGUAUGGAAAACAAUAAACUGAACUUUACAAAAACAUGUCCCAAAACAGGCCAGGUCACCUACAAUUCCAGUUACGAUCUCAAUAUGGUCUUGGCCUCAAAACAUUGAAUAAUAGAUGUAAUAAUCGAAAAAAUAAGAAAUUUUAAUUUAUAUCUGAUCAAUUUUAAAGAAAUAAAAUAAUAAAAACCA
Molecule: messenger RNA, 938 nt
Organism: Phyllotreta striolata
Lineage: Eukaryota; Metazoa; Arthropoda; Insecta; Coleoptera; Chrysomelidae
Source: the annotation of a GenBank genome assembly